Messenger RNA from Linum trigynum, 4640 nucleotides. The record is from the annotation of a GenBank genome assembly. NCBI's taxonomy places the organism in Eukaryota, Viridiplantae, Streptophyta, Magnoliopsida, Malpighiales, Linaceae.
GGAUUUUGACAAAAAUAACCCGACAAAUAUAUGCAUCAGCAGAUCGAAAGCCUCCUAACUUCUAAUUGCAAUUGAUUUUAAUUAAAGUAAAUUAAGAUGAUCCCGGCCGCUUUGUAAAUAUCAACAACCAAUUGAUGAGGUAAUUACAUUACAGCGCCAAGAAACUAGAAAAUUGGUUCGGUUGCCAUACUUAAUUAAAUAGCCAACCUCCUAACGAGAUCGGUUUGGUUCAGGUUAGCUUAGUUUAAUGGGUAGAAGACCGGCCGGCCUCAUUCUCUUAUGAAACGGAACAAGCCAACUUUAGGUCAAACUCGCGUUUUACAUUUUAAAAGAUUACACUUAAACUUUUUUAAAUCACCAAAACACUUCUAUGUAGAAUCGCGCUUUACACAUACAAUUGCAGUCAAAUUCCACGCUUUAAAGAUUAAUAGCUUUUGUUUUACGUACGCUUCUAGUCACCAAAAUGCUCAUAUAUAAAAUUACGAUUUUGGCUGCAUUGAAUAGGUUAACAUAGCAUAAUGAUCAGUGGUGGAGCUAGUGUGUACACUAGGGUGAGUUAUAUAUAUCCUCCUAAAUGGGUUAAUUGCAUGGUUGGUCACUGAGAUUACCAAAAACGUUCAUGUUUGGUCACUAGAAAUAUUUAAAUCCACUUUUGGUCACUAACUUUACAAAACCCGUUCACUUAUGGUCACUCUCCGUUAGCUGCCGUCCAACGCCGUUAAUUGCGUCCGUUAAGUGAUGACGUGGCUGACGGAUUCGCCUAAUCAGCACCUUUUGACCCUAAAAUUAACUGACCCGACCCGCCACGUCAUUUAAACCCUCCAUGUCAGCUAAACCUAACCAAACCUCUAACCAAACCAGACCCGACCCAACCCACCAACAGAAACGACCCACCCGCCACUAAAAAAACCUAAUUUCUAAAACUCUUCAGGCUGCUUCUCCAUCCCGCGCCGCCUUCAUCUUUCCCAUUUUUCUUCCUUUCCACUCGUUUCAUCGGCGACGAAGGAGGAAUGGAGCCCGCCACACAGUGUGGUUGACUACAAUGACUGAAUGGAACGAGUGGAGAAUCCACGACUGAAUGGAACUGAAUCAUUCGGUGAUGAAUUGGACCAAUGACUUUCUGAUGCUGGAUUCUCUAUCCAAUUUGGCAUGUAAGGGUUUUGCGAACUCAGAAAGCUCCGACUUGUAAAAUGAAACUUUGUCUUUCCAAAAAGCAUAAAAAGGUAGCGCCUUUUGUGUGUUUUGGCCUUUGGGUGAUUGGUUUCGGGAAACUCAAUUGUUCAUUAGCAAAAAAGGAGCUGCUUGCUUCCUUCAAUGGGGUACGGUGAAAAACAGGGGAGAGAAAAAAGUUGGACACUUUUGAACAUUGAUCUUCCAUGGUUCUUAACUAUUAAGUCCCAAGAAAAAUGAAAACCCAGAAGGUGAAAUCCUUCAUACUUUGAUGGGUUGGAAUCGAAAAUGGGAAACUCGAACCAGAGACAAGUGUGGAAGAGGGGAAAUUCAUUCCAAUCUACUUGGGUGUUGGAGCUUUUUUUUUCUUCUUUCACUCUGUUUUGUCCAAGGACAGAACAGGGGGAAGAGAAAACAGAGGCGAUCGAGAGAGAAAUGGAACAGUGAUGGUGUGAAGAGGUUUCAUCGGCGGGCUCCAUUCCUCCUUCGUCGCCGAUGAAACGAGUGGAGAGGAAGAAAAAUGGGAAAGAUGAAGGCGGCGCGGGAUGGAGAAGCGGCCUGAAGAGUUUUAGAAAUUAGGUUUUGUUUAGUGGCGGGUGGGUCAUUUCUGUUGGUGGGUUGGGUCGGGUCUGGUUUGGUUAGGUUUAUCUGACAUGGAGGGUUUAAAUGACGUGACGGGUCAGGUAAGUCAAUUUUAGGGUCAAAAGGUGCUUAUUAGGCGAAUCCGUCAGCCACGUCAUCACUUAACGGACGCCGUUAACGGCGUUGGACGGCAGCUAACGGAGAGUGACCAUAAGUGAACGGGUUUUGUAAAGUUAGUGACCAAAAGUGGAUUUAAAUAUUUCUAGUGACCAAACAUGAACGUUUUUUGUAAUCUUAGUGACCAACCAUGCAAUUAACCCCCUCCUAAAUAUUUGGUUUUAGCUUAUAAAGUGUGGAUCAUAUAUGGUAAUUAGGUAGUGAAUGAUAAGAUGGUAGGCUAUUAAUCCCCUCAUCCAAAAUCCGAGUUCAAUCCCAAUAACAGGGUGCAUUAGCUUGCUAACCUCAUAAGCGUUGGAAAAAAUGAAACCUCUGGUAUUCAAUGCAACCUGUAGAAUUUAACACUCUUAUUAAAUAUAUUGAAGGGUGAAGGCACAGGGGAAAGGCGUGGAGGAAGAUGACCCAAAUCCCUCACCAAAUCCAUCAUACAAACAAGCUAAUGAAAUGUAUGUGGGAAAAUACAUAUGGUUGACAUUUUUUCCUGGGGUUUUGGUUGUAGCACUUAACCCCUUAGCUAAGUUACAUAUAGAAGAAGGUAGUUUUGGUCGAUCCUAUACAAUUGCCCAAUGAGUAUCUGGUUGGAUAUGAAUAUGAACAUUUUUAUUUUCCCAGGCACAUGUUUUGAUAAAUAUCGAUGGUGUAUGAUGAGACAGGACAAAGUUUCCUCGUAAUUUCUUCCAUCCACCCUAGGAAAACCAACCAUGGAAAAUCCCCUUUUUUAUAUAUAUUAUAUAUAUUGAAAGAAGAAAACCCACUAAUGGAUCAUUUACUGUACAUGCAGAGACCUUUCACUGCACAUUGUGACUCAUAGUUUCUGUUACAACUGGGAUGGGGCUUGGGUGUGGACAGGUGCAGGGGAGCACUGAUUGGUUCCUGAUGGGAUUGCGGUAGGUUAGUUACGUUUGGACUGCUGGUUGGAGGCGAUUUUGAUCGCUUGUGGGCCCUCUCUUUACCCUCGCCCGCAUUGAUCGCUCAUCAAACUAUUUUACCCUUCACGCAACUAGGAAGGCCACUACCUUUUGCUGCUUUUAUCGAGAACUGUGUCCAGUUAGGGAGAGGCUGAACCGCUGAGGUAGCUGGGGAGUGGGCUACAGAUAUUUUGUUGGGGUUACUUGGUGAAUCUAUGCGCUACGUUUGUCUUUCCGUUUGAUCCACUCAUUUAACCUACCCGGCACAACCCUCGAUGUUUACCUUUCUCUCUCUCUGUACUGAAAUAAGGUCGGCGAGGCCGAAAACAACUCAGGCAUGCCUUUCUCUCUCUCUCUCUCUCUUUCUCACUCUCCUCUCGCUACUCUAUACUCCACCGCUUUGAGCAGUGAUCUGACUGAUCUCAGAGUCGUCGAUCGCCCGUCGGGAACUAUGAUCGCCUGCGGGGACUAUGAUUGUUCGGGAAUCCGUUUCUGCCUAGAUGAAGCCACAGUAACACAGGUCGCUCGACCGCCUCAUUUGAUCUGCGAGGCCAGCGAUGAGUUAAAAGAGUUUGAAACUGUUCAGCUUUCACUGGUGCUGGUGGUCGUCGAGUCAUGUGUUUGACGGACAACCCAAAUCAGCUCAAUUUCUAUUUAAAUUCAGAUUUAUUUUUGAUGAUUAUGGGUUUGUGGUUGUUGUGUAGAUAAGGACUGUCAAGGUGAAGGAGUAUUCAGAUCUAGCCGUCAAUGCUAGGAGGCUGGGUGAUCAUGGACUUGCUCAUAAAUCAGGGUAAUAUUACAAAUUUACAAUGACUUCUCUUCUUCCUAACAUCAGGCUUCAUAAUCCAACUUCUCUUUUUUAUUUAUUUAUCUCAGAGCCUGGUGGUUGAUUGCAAUGGAUCUUUCGGAAAGAAGAGAACUAAUUAAAAGUAGAAGGGAUCUGGAAAGUGGAUUCGAGAAGAUGCAUGUUCGCUCGAAAGGGGAAUCGUAUCCGCCCUCAUGGUCGCCGGUCUGUAUCCUUUCUCGCUUUUUCCUGUCGGUCAAUUCAAAAUGAAGGUUCACUUAUUUGUCCUAUUUUCUUCCACCUUACACUUGGAGACGAAUGGAACUCAAGGUUGAUCAAUGGAUAUGUGUUUUUAUGAAAGUUCAGACACAUCAAAUCUGCAGGUUUGCGUUUGAAAAUUAUGCAAUUACUUUCUGGGCUUUUAAAGAUUUAGCGCCCUCAGUUUUUUGUUCUCUUAACUAAAGUUCAUCUCAAUGAUUAUAAUUUGUCGUUGACACACCCUGGUUUGUCUUCAAUAUUUUGAUUUGUGCAGCUGGGUUUUGUACUACAAGGAUAUAAAUCUGCAAAAGGAAAGCCUAUGCGUGAUUCUUAGAGCAUCCAUGAUAUAAUGCUGUGGGUCUUUGUCAUCAUCUCUCUCUCACCAGCCCCCUAUCCUUCUCUUCUUAUGGUCCUAAACCUCUGCAAUGUGGUAGAUUUGCUUUUGAAUCUGCUAACUGUGAUGUUUCAUUGAGAUUGUAACCUCUUUCAGUUUAGCACAACGUUUGUAUAUGAGACCACGGAUUUGGUAGGGGUUGUAACUCUAAAUUGAAAGUGAGACCAUCAGGAUGCAAGUAUUCAAUCGAGUGCCUAUAAUUUUCUGCCAUGGAUGACACCUACUGCCACGGGGUGAGAGAGACUAUGAACUAGAAAUCUGUUUGCAGUUGGAGUUAACAACAUCACUAGAAGAUCCGUUCAGAAGGUUUAAGAUGCCAACAAAGGAUGAACUGCGGAUUCUAGGUAAACAAAUUGUCUGAAUGCAU